AAACACACAUUUUGUUAUGUAAACGUGCUUAACUGUAUGCUGAUAGAAGGUCAGUGUUUUAUUAGUCUAUUCUCGUGGUGACGUGGUAACUCAACUCUAACGUGACGUUAGCGCUGAUGUGUAGAAGUAACGCGCUAAUCUGCGAAGCGGCAGCGCCGCCGUGAUUGACUUUGGACUGAAAUCCUACACCGUAUUUUCGUUCUCGCCCGAGCAACGCAGGCGCCCGCGAUCCAAACUUCCGUGGACUCCACAUCCGGUUUUCCGGGGAGCCGGUCCAGAUCCAGCCCUUCCACACGCCGCUCGCUUACGUCCCGUCCGCGAGCUGCGACGGAGAUUUCUGCCUGUGCUCGGCUCCAAUCUUUUCUACAACCGAGCUCGUUCCAACGCUUCACGCGCCUGACGCACGUCGGAGCGCUUCGUUCGGCGCCGUGGUGCCCACACGCCCGCAGAUCCUUCCGUCUUUGCGCCGCGCCUCCGUGGCAAUGGAUUGAUUUCAGUGUUUUUUUCCGACCUCCGUCUCACCCAAGUUGAGAAAACAGUGUGGAACCUGCGGCGCUCUCCUUCCAGCUACAUGUUUCAUCCGGCCACUUCUAAAAGUACCUGGCUGCGGGUGUUUCCACACACUGCGGGACUUUGAACUUUUUUCGUCCUUUCGGGGGUGUCCGUGGAUUGUAAGGGUUUCUUUUUUCCUUUCCUUUCUUUUGGUUCCUGAAGCCUGCAAAGAUUCAUCUGUAAAAGUGAUGGCCGAGCGGGGAGCGCUGUCGCUCCUCUCUCUCCUCUGUCUCACCCUUCUCUACGCGGAGACCACCGCAAAGCACGUCGACAAAGGUUCAGCGGCGCAGCCCUUCAGCCCCUUCUGGUUCACGGUGGAGCCCCAGGACACGCUGGCCGUCCGGGGCAACUCGGCGCUGCUCAACUGCUCCGCCCACAGCGGCGACGCCGCGCCGGCGCGCAUCGAGUGGAAGAAGGACGGCACCUUCAUGAGCCUGGUGUCGGACGAGCGGCGGCGCGUGCUCCCCGACGGCUCGCUCUUCUUCACUCACGUGGUCCAUUCCAAGCACAACAAGCCCGACGAGGGCACCUACCAGUGCGUAGCCACUAUCGACAACCUGGGCUCCAUUUCCAGCCGCACGGCUCGUCUCUCUGUAGCAGGAAUGCCCAGGUUCACCAGCCAGCCAGCACCAACCACUGUGCAUCUAGGGGAUAGUCAAGUGAUGGCAUGUGAGAUCAACUCCGACCUAGUGGCCUUCACCCGGUGGGAGCGGGACCGGCAGCCGCUGGAGCUCAGCAGCAGGGUGUUCCAGCUGCCCAGCGGCGCCCUGGUGCUCAGCAACGCCUCUGAAGCCGACGCUGGCCUCUAUCGCUGUCUGGUGGAAAAUGUGGGUUCAUCCAAGUCCAGCGACGAAGCCCAGCUCCAGACAGUGCCAGAAACCGGAGAAGAAAGGAAGCUGGAGUUUCUGGUGCAGCCCGUCUCUGUGACCAAGGCGUCCGGCACCAACGUGCUGCUGCCCUGCGUGGUCACCGGUCACCCGGCGCCACACGUCCGCUGGAUGUUUGGAGACAAGCUGCUUGAGGAAAGCGAUGGCCGCGUGCAGAUCCUGGGAGGAGGCAGCCUCCAGCUCUUUAAUCUCACAGAGCAGGAUGCUGGCACAUACACCUGCAUGGCAGACGGUCCAAAUGCCACCAUCGAAGCCCAGGCCCAGCUCACAGUACAAGUCCCCCCACAAUUUGUCAAGCGGCCGGCCAACAUCUAUGCCCAUGAGUCCAUGGAUAUCGUCUUCGAGUGUGAGGUUUCAGGGUCACCAGCCCCGACUGUUAAAUGGGUCAAGAAUGGAGACGCUGUUAUCCCCAGUGACUACUUCAAAAUAAUUAAGGAGCACAACCUGCAGGUCCUGGGUCUGGUCAAGUCAGACGAGGGUUUCUACCAGUGCCUUGCGGAAAACGAUGCCGGCAACAUCCAGUCGAAUGCGCAGCUCAUCAUCCUGGAUCACGACGUAGCCCUGCUCUCUCCCCCGCCCCCCUCACUGACUCCUAACACUACUGACCAUGUAACGCCAGGCUCCGGUGGUGUAGCCGGUCCAACAGGACCCACCCCCUCCGCCCCCCGGGACGUAGUGGCUUCGCUGGUUUCCACCCGCUUCAUCAAGGUGACGUGGCGCCAACCGGCCGAACCGCACGGGGACGACUUAACCUACUCUGUUUUCUACAGCCAGGAGGGAACCAGCAGGGAGCGAGUUGUGAACACGAGUCGUCCGGGGGAGAUGCAAGUCACCGUUCAGAACCUGAUGCCAGAUACCAAAUAUCGCUUCAGGGUCGUAGCCCACAACAGCAACGGGCCGGGCGAGAGCUCUGCUGCGCUCAAAGUGGCCACCCAGGCAGAAGUCCAGGUGCCCGGCCCUGCUCCCAACCUGCAGGCGCUGUCCAACACGCCCACCUCCGUCUCCCUGACCUGGGACAAGCCGCUCACCGGCAACGGAGAGAUCCUCACCUACAAACUGUACUACACAGACAAGAGCGUUGGCAACGAGCAGGAUGUCGACAUCGAUGCUCAGUCCUACACGCUGACCGGGCUGAAGAAGAACACGGAGUACAGCUUCCGUGUGGUGGCCAACAACAAGCACGGCCCGGGCGUCUCCACCGAGGACGUGGCCGUGCGCACCCUGUCUGACGUACCCAGCGCUCCUCCUCAGAACCUCACUCUGGAGGUCCAGAACUCCAAGAGCAUACUGCUUCGGUGGCAGCCUCCUCCGCUUAAUGGGCAGAAUGGAGAGAUCACGGGUUACAAGAUCCGAUACCGCAAAGGGUCCCGGAGGAGCGAGGCGGCUGAGACCACCGGAGGCACCCAGCUUAACAAGCUCAUUGAUGCUCUGGAGCGAGGAACCGAGUACUCCUUCAGGGUUUCAGCCACGACGGUGAACGGCACCGGACCGGCCACUGAGUGGGUCACGGCAGAAACAUUCGAGAGUGACCUGGAUGAAUCGCGGGUUCCAGACCAACCCAGCUCGCUCCACGUCCGCCCGCUGGUCAACAGCAUCGUGGUGAGCUGGACGCCGCCAGAGAACCAGGACAUUGUGGUGCGUGGGUACAGCAUCGGCUACGGCAUCGGCAGUCCUCACGCUCAGACCAUCAAAGUGGACCACAAGCAGCGCUACUACACCAUCGAGAGCCUCGAUCCCAGCUCCCACUACGUGAUUACUCUGAAAGCCUUCAAUAACGUGGGCGAGGGGAUUCCUGUGUAUGAAAGUGCCGUCACCAGACCCCAGUCAGACCCCAUAGACCCCGAUGUUGACCUGUACGAACUCUUCCAUCCUCCAUACACCCCAGUUCCAGACCCCACCCCCAUGAUGCCGCCCGUGGGCGUUCAGGCCUCUGUGCUGAGCCACGACACCAUCAAGGUGACCUGGGCCGACAACUCGCUCCCCAAGAACCAAAAGAUCACAGACAACCGCUACUACACGGUGCGAUGGAAGACCAACAUCCCAGCCAACACGAAGGUCAAGAUGGCCAACACCACCAGCCUGAGUCACUUGGUCACAGGCCUGAAGCCCAACACGCUGUACGAGUUCUCCGUCAUGGUGACCAAAGGCCGCCGCAGCAGCACCUGGAGCAUGACGGCACAGGGCACCACGUUUGAGACGAUUCCCAGCUCUUCUCCAAAGGACGUGACUGUGGUGAGCAAGGAGAACAAACCUCGCACCAUCAUUGUCAACUGGCAGCCUCCGUCUGAGGCCAACGGAAAGAUCACUGGCUACAUCAUCUACUACAGCACAGACGUGAACGCUGAGAUCCACGACUGGGUCAUCGAGCCGGUGGUGGGGAACCGUCUGACUCACCAGAUCCAGGAGCUGACGCUGGACACCUCCUACUACUUCAAGAUCCAGGCCCGGAACUCCAAAGGCAUGGGCCCCAUGUCUGACGCCGUGCAUUUCCGCACUCCAAAAACUGAAUCCUCUGACAAAAUGGCUAAUGACCAAGCUUCAAAUCUUCUGCCAAAAGCAGGACCUUCAGGCAACAAUCACCCACCGGACUCUGGGACUUCCGUUGGUAAAUCAGGGGUUGGAAGCAACAGUGAGAAUCACAUCCUGGUGAUUGUCAUCAUCAUUUCGGUGGGAGCCUUCACCAUCAUCGUGGUGGUGGUGGGGGCUUUCCUGUGCACACGCCGCACGACGUCCCACCAGAAGAAGAAGCGGGCCGCCUCGAAGUCCUCCAACGGCUCCCACAAAUACAAAGGGAACUCCAAAGACCUGAAGCCUCCCGAUCUUUGGAUUCACCACGAGAGACUGGAACUCAAACCCAUGGAUAAGUCCCCAGAGCCCAACCCGGUCAUGACAGAAACACCCAUUCCCCGCACAUCACAGGACAUCACGCCGGCUGACAGCGGCCUGGAGAGCAAUCCCCAUCUGCAGCAGAGGCGCAACUCCUACCGUGGCCAUGAGUCAGAGGACAGCAUGUCUACACUAGCAGGCCGACGGGGGAUGAGGCCUAAAAUGAUGAUGCCUUUUGACGCGCAGCCGCCUCAGCCUGUGAUUAGUGCUCACCCCAUCCAUUCCCUUGAUAAUCACCACCACCAUUAUCACAUGGGCAGCCUGGCGUCACCAACACGCAGCUAUCUGUACCACCCGGGCAGCGGUCACCUGCGCCCGCAUGCCUGCACCUCCCCUAUCUCACACCUUGACAGGGUGGACUCUACAGAGUCGGUGAGGAACACCCCCAGUUCAGAGCCUCUCCCUCCGGCCGCCGCCUCCUCUCAGGCCUCCUGCCCCUCGGAGAUCAUGGCCGACCUUGAGGGCAGCUACCACGGCUCCACCACCACCGAGGAGGAGCCCAGCUACUCCAGCAACCUGCCCCCGCACCGCUCGGCCCACCCGCACGCCCACGCCCACCCGCUCAAAAGCUUCGCCGUGCCCGCCAUCCCCACCGGCAGCCAUCCGUCGUACGAGUCGCCGGCCCUGCCCAGCACCCCGCUGCUCGCUCAGACCGGACCCCCCACUCACCCUCAUGUUGUUAAAACAGCCUCCAUUGGGACACUGGGAAGGACACGGACGCCCAUGGUGGUCACUGUGCCCAACGCCCCCGAGGUGCCAGAGACCAGUAAAAUGCUGGAAGAUGUGGACAGCGUGCUUGCCUCCCUCCCACCCUGCCCCUCCCCUGCCCCUCGCAGUAACCCUGUUCCUCUCCCUCAGAGCUACGAGCCCGACGAGCUGACCGAGGAGAUGGCCCACCUGGAGGGCCUGAUGAAGGACCUGAACGCCAUCACCACAGCGCCAUGAGCAUUCACACACCCCCGCGCACAGACACAGCCUCACUAAAGUCAAACAAACGCACCCAAACCUAAACGCUGGGAGCCAGCGGCUGAUGGACGGAACCGGGCUUCUCACGCCCACGAGAACUCUUACGUUCCCCUGCAGAGAAUAAAAAACUCCAGACAGACACUUAGGAACUUUUUUCGGCUUACUUUGCUCAGUCUCAGGAAGGAGAUUGCCAUGAGAGGGAAAACACUGAGACGCUUUUGAUGAAGAACCAUUCUCAGAGACAAUGAACUUUUAAAGAUUGGUCACUUUCAACUGGAAGAUUGUGAAUUUCUCCUCAGCAAAAACACACAACAUUACGUACAUUAGGUUUUUUGUGGCGAACGGUUGAUUCAAUGUUAAGUCAAAAGGAGAAAGUCCAAAAACAUGCUGGUUUUGAUGUUGGUGCACAUGCAGUUUGUUUGAUUAGUGUUUUCUUGCAUUUUGUAAAUCUAACGGGCCGUUUCAGUGACGCGAUACCAACCUCCCUUUACAAACCUACAUGACUCAUAAAUGCUGUUGUUCUUGUUUUAUCACUCUGUGUCAUAUAUUGUGCCAUGACUUUUUAUGUUUUCUAUCUUAUUGUAUUAUUUUUUUACACACAUAUCCUUAUAAAUGUGUACAUAUGUUUUUUUAACUGCCUCAUUCAGCGUUUCCCAUUGCUUCAUUAUUAUUUGGGAUGGAAGUGGGACGACGAACGAGUCCUGAGUCUCCGUUUUCAUGUCGAGGGGAGAGAAGUCUGUGUGUUUGUGCGGCGCGUUCCUCUCUGGCGUCGCGUUGCCCUCUUCAUACGUUCAGAUCUCUCCUUCCCAGUCUUUCGUUUAUCGUGGGAGCUCCGUUGUAAAAGCCUUACCAACGUGUUUGUAUGUGGGACGGCCUCGGCGCCGUCACCUUCUGUAUCCCUCUGUGGGACUUGGCGGUACCUCCUUGCAGGUCAGAGGUGCCCGGACUCAGGGCCACACGCCCCACCCUCCAUUAAGCAAGAAAAAGAGCCAGAAACCUCACAAGUCAAUCAGUCACCUGCGACAUACGAGUUGUCUUUUAUACAAGAAGUUCAGUCGAAUGUGUGCGUGUCAUUUCCAAGAGCCAAUAUUUGGUUUGAACCACGUGUACAUCUCCUCGCUGUUUCUUUCUGCUGUUCUUCAUCGAAUGACACACGCUGGGUAACGUAUGAAAUGCAAAGAUGUUGGCCUUUUGAAUGGGACUCCCAGUUUUUUUUUUACAUGGUAGUUUUUGUAUGAAGAAAAAAAGAAGCUUGUUCUUUAAACAGAUCGGAUGUAAAAAGGAAAAAAGUUCAUCUAAGAAACUAGUUUUUCAUUCAUUACCCUCCUUCCCAAAGAAAUUAGUCAUUUACAAUCAUAGUCAUUUGCUCUACUUUUGUGAAUACCAUGUUUCUCAUCAAUGUACAUCAUCAUGAAUGUCAAUAUAACUGUAAGAGAUUCUAACUAUGGAAACAAACAAGAAACCUGUUUCGGGGGAAAAUGAAGCAAAACAAGCAAAAGAGAAAGGACCGGGCUCCAUUUGGGAAAUAAUCUGUUGAGUUGUAAACAGUUGAAUCUGUAUUGCACUUUUUCACAAUUUUUAAAAAGUACAUUUCUUACAUAUCUUGUGUUUUAAAUAUCAGAAGCUGUUUGUGUAACGUAGUGUCCUAGGUAAGCGGCAGGCAGCUGGUCUUGUUUUUACGUUCAUUUUUUUGCUUCAGAGAUGAUAUGAAUUUGAGCAGCUGAGUUGUUUACUUUGCAGCUGAUGAAGAGGAAUUCUGUUGUUGCUUGUUCGUGUACAGAGCUUCUUUGCUUUCUGUAGAAAACAUCUGUGGCUUUUUAAAAAAAAAAGUUGAAAAAAAUGUUUGGAAAAAAACAUGUUUUUUUAUUGGUGCUCCUAUACAUUGUGUAUAUGAACUAUUAUGAAUACUAACAAAGUAAAAGUU
Molecule: messenger RNA, 7215 nt
Organism: Betta splendens (Siamese fighting fish)
Lineage: Eukaryota; Metazoa; Chordata; Actinopteri; Anabantiformes; Osphronemidae
Gene: neo1a
Product: neogenin 1a
Exons: 29
Coding region: 741-5270 (1509 amino acids)
Biological process (GO): cell-cell adhesion
Cellular component (GO): membrane
Molecular function (GO): protein binding
Source: RefSeq, a predicted model, not a curated record